AUGGCACCCACAGCAGCAGCGAGCGAGGCGGUCGUUAUCAGCCAGAAGGCGGAGCCGGUCGAGAAGGAGCUGACGCCACUACAGGCCAUCUCACACGGCGAUGUGCUGCCAGACAUCCCGACUUUUGUGUCAUUUGCGGCCGAGCGACGCCACAUUCUGAUCCACAUGGCGGCGACGUUUCGGCAUUGGGCGCGGCAGAACUUCACCGAGGGCCAGAGCGGCCACAUCUCGGUGCGCGAUCCCGAAUUUCCCGGCAUGAUGUGGAUGAACCCGCUGUCGCGCCACUUUGGCAUGCUGACGGCGGGCGACAUGCUGCUGCUGGACAUUGAGACGGGCCACAUAGCGGCCGGCAGCCCGAACCCGGCAACCGGCCUGCGGACGUCCAACCGGGCCGGCUUCUUCAUCCACCGCGCCGUUCAUCGGGCGCGGCCACACGACGUGCACUCAGUCUGCCACGCGCACACGAACAGCGGCCGGGCCUGGGCUGCGUUUGGCCGACCACUCGAGAUGCUGACCCAGGACGUGUGCACGCUCUAUGGCGCCCAUGCCGUCUACAACCAGUACGGCGGCAUCGUGUUCGGCACCGACGAGGGCGAGCGCAUUGCCCACGCGCUCGGAACCUCGAACAAGGCUGCCAUCCUGAUGAGCCACGGGCUGCUGACGGUCGGCAGCACCGUCGACGAGGCCGGUUUUCUCUUCGGCCUCAUGGACCGCUCGUGCGAUAUCCAGCUGCGCGUCGAGGCCGCCGCCGCUGCCGGCACGCUCAAGAAGCAGAUCAUCAGCGACGACGAGGCCGCCUACAACUUCCGCAUGGCCAGCGAGCCCCAUGUGCUCUACCGCGAGGCCCAGGCUGACCUUGAGCUCGAGAUCGAGGCUGCCGGCGGCGAGGAGGCCCUGGCCAAGGGUCUCGACCAGCUCGUCAUCAUCCGCGAGUAG
Molecule: messenger RNA, 936 nt
Organism: Grosmannia clavigera kw1407
Lineage: Eukaryota; Fungi; Ascomycota; Sordariomycetes; Ophiostomatales; Ophiostomataceae
Product: class 2 aldolase adducin domain containing protein
Exons: 2
Coding region: 1-936 (311 amino acids)
Cellular component (GO): cytoskeleton
Molecular function (GO): actin filament binding
Source: RefSeq, a predicted model, not a curated record